AUGAAUGGGAGGCGGGCGGCGCUGGCGGGCACAGCUGCGGCACCGCGCCCGGGCCGGCACCGCCACCGGCACCGGCUCCCGGCGCUGCCUCCCGCCGCGGGGCUCCGCCGGCCCGGGCCGCACGUCUCCCUUCCCUCUUCUCUCCCCUCCGCCGCCCUUGCCCCCGGGCCAAUAAAAUGAUGCAAAGCUCCGCGCUCGCUGCCGAAGGGGCUGUCAAGGGGCUUCCCGAGAUCCUCGGUGUGCCGGUGCAACAGAUCCCCCAGUGUGCCGGCUGCAACCAGCACAUCCUGGACAAGUUCAUCCUCAAGGUCCUGGACCGGCACUGGCACAGCUCGUGCCUCAAGUGUGCUGACUGCCAGAUGCAGCUGGCUGACCGCUGCUUCUCCCGGGCCGGCAGCGUCUACUGCAAGGAGGACUUCUUCAAACGUUUUGGGACCAAAUGCACGGCGUGCCAGCAGGGCAUCCCCCCCACCCAGGUGGUCCGCAAGGCCCAGGACUUUGUGUACCACCUGCACUGCUUCGCCUGCAUCAUCUGCAGCCGGCAGCUGGCCACGGGAGAUGAGUUCUACCUGAUGGAGGACGGGCGGCUGGUCUGCAAGGAGGACUAUGAGACAGCCAAGCAGAACGAUGACUCUGAAGCGGGUGCUAAGCGACCCCGGACCACCAUCACGGCCAAGCAGCUGGAGACCCUGAAGAACGCCUACAAAAACUCCCCCAAGCCUGCCCGGCACGUGCGGGAGCAGCUCUCCUCUGAGACAGGGCUCGAUAUGAGGGUGGUGCAGGUGUGGUUCCAGAACCGCCGUGCCAAGGAGAAGCGGCUGAAGAAGGACGCGGGGCGGCAUCGCUGGGGCCAGUUCUACAAGAGCGUGAAGCGGAGCCGCGGGGCUGGGAAGCUGGAGAAGGAGAGCUCGGCCGAGGACUGCGGCGUCAGCGACAGUGAGCUCAGCUUCCGCGAAGACCAGAUCCUCUCCGAGCUCAGCCACACCAACAGGGUUUACGGCACCGUGGGGGACGUGGCGGGCGGACAGUUGCUGAACGGCAGCUUCUCCAUGGAAGGGACAGGACAGUCGUACCAGGACUUGCGGGACGGCAGUCCCUACGGCCUCCCCCAGUCGCCAUCCUCCAUCUCCUCCCUGCCCUCCCACCCGCCUUUGCUCAACGGGCUGGACUACGCCAUGGACGGCAGCCUGGGGCUGGUGGCCCACGGGGCGCAGGGGGUGAGUCAGACGCUGCGGGCCAUGGCCGGGGGGGGCCCCACCUCCGACAUCUCCACAGGGAGCAGCGUCGGGUACCCAGACUUUCCCACCAGCCCGGCCUCCUGGCUGGACGACAUGGAUCACCCCCCUUUCUAA
Molecule: messenger RNA, 1352 nt
Organism: Colius striatus (speckled mousebird)
Lineage: Eukaryota; Metazoa; Chordata; Aves; Coliiformes; Coliidae
Gene: LHX4
Product: LIM homeobox 4
Exons: 6
Coding region: 177-1352 (391 amino acids)
Biological process (GO): neuron differentiation; regulation of transcription by RNA polymerase II
Cellular component (GO): nucleus
Molecular function (GO): DNA-binding transcription factor activity, RNA polymerase II-specific; RNA polymerase II transcription regulatory region sequence-specific DNA binding
Source: RefSeq, a predicted model, not a curated record